AUGUCAUCAUCAACACCAUCAAGUACUUUUGAUUCUGAUUCGAAUCCAACUGAUAAUCAAGUUCGUUCUUCGUCGUUGUCGAGCUCCACUAGAGCUUCUCAUUCUGUUCUUUGUGAACCUCUGUCCCAACGAUCUCAAACUCCUAAACCCAAGACGAAAAUUUUAUCGAAUCGAUCAAUGCCUUACGUUUCUCCUGUACUUUCUCGUACAACUCAAUCAACAAAUUCAACGAUUACUAUUGUUAGUAACAAUCAAGAGCUCGAUGACAAUGUCAAUUUUUCAUCGAUUGAUGCCAAUAUUGUCCACGUUUCAUCGCAACAAAACCCACCAAACUACGAACAAGACGCAUUUGAAAGAUCAUUAGAUGAAGACGACGAGGUCAGUCUGUUCGACAAAAUCUAUUUUAUUGUAUUAUAA
Rotaria socialis is the source of this 417-nucleotide messenger RNA. NCBI's taxonomy places the organism in Eukaryota, Metazoa, Rotifera, Eurotatoria, Philodinida, Philodinidae. The record is from the annotation of a GenBank genome assembly.